GAAUACGUCAACAAGCUGCGCCGGCUAAUUCAAAGUUUUGCUGUGUAAUCAGGGCAGGUGACUCGUCUGCAGUUUUCCUGUGUUUUCAGUAAUAUUUCACCUUUUACUUGUUGGAAACAAUGGAGUAUUUAAUCGGAAUUCAGGGGCCGGACUUUGUGCUCGUCGCUGCCGAUAAUGUCGCUGCCAGCAGCAUCAUUCAGAUGAAGCACGACUACGACAAGAUGUUCAAGCUGAGCGAGAAGAUUCUGCUCCUGUGUGUCGGCGAGGCCGGAGACACGGUGCAGUUUGCAGAGUACAUCCAGAAGAACGUCCAGCUCUACAAAAUGAGGAACGGGUACGAGCUGAGUCCAGCAGCAGCAGCAAACUUCACACGGAAGAACCUGGCAGACUACCUGCGGAGCCGGACCCCGUACCACGUGAACCUGCUGCUGGCGGGUUACGACGACGCCGACGGCCCCGGGCUCUUCUACAUGGACUACCUGUCGUCUCUGGCCAAAGCUCCCUUCGCUGCUCACGGUUAUGGAGCCUUCCUCACCCUGUCCAUCCUGGACAGAUACUACAGACCGGACCUGACUCGAGAUGAAGCCGUGGAGCUGCUGAAGAAGUGUGUGGAGGAGCUGAACAAACGCUUCAUCCUGAACCUUCCCUCCUUUAACGUCCGCUUGAUUGACAAGGACGGCAUCCACGACAUGGAGAAGCUGUGCGUGGGUGCCAAGUGACCGCCGGUGGUCCACCGCUCCGCCACCGCGCCGCCCCUCACUCUGUUUGUACCGCUGACCUUUCUGCUGUUUGUGUUCCAAUAAAAGCCUG
This is a messenger RNA of Nematolebias whitei (Rio pearlfish), 810 nucleotides long. RefSeq names its product proteasome 20S subunit beta 2 (gene psmb2). Gene Ontology annotation, molecular function: peptidase activity. Gene Ontology annotation, cellular component: cytosol; proteasome core complex, beta-subunit complex; proteasome core complex. Bases 120 to 719 code for a protein of 199 amino acids. NCBI's taxonomy places the organism in Eukaryota, Metazoa, Chordata, Actinopteri, Cyprinodontiformes, Rivulidae. The record is from RefSeq and is a predicted model, not a curated record. The transcript has 6 exons. Gene Ontology annotation, biological process: proteasomal protein catabolic process.